AUGACCGUGUCCUCCGAGCAGUGCCCGUUCGAUGGCGAGUUUGAUGCUCUCGUAAAAGAGCAACUGGAAAAAUGGAAAGUCCCCGGCUUGAGUAUCGCUGUUCUUCACGGCCCCAAUACGUACACCAAGGCAUAUGGAAAGGCAGAACUGCCAAAUCCCAGCACAGGACGACCACAACGAGAUAUGACCACUGAAGCGUUAUUCGCAGCAUGUAGCACCACCAAGGCUUUUACCGGUGCUGCGACCUCCAUAGCAAUCCAGGAGAGCAAGGCCACCGAGUCUCCAAUCGACUGGGACACGCCUGUGGCUUCUCUUAUCCCAAAAGACUUUGUCCUGGAGAACGACUACGCGACCAAGAAUGUUACACUUGAAGAUGCGCUAUCGCAUCGGUCGGGUAUGCCAGAUCAUAACUGGACGUUGGUUCUAUUCCCAAAAAAGGGCCAAGCGCCGCGCUCAGUAGUCCGCACGAUGCAAUACAUGCCCCUCGCGUCACCGCUGCGCACCAAAUACCACUACAGCAAUCACAUGUUCAUUGCUGUGUCGCAUGCGUUGGAGCAACACACCGGCGAACAGCUGGGACCGUUCAUGAAGAAACGCAUCUGGGACCCGCUCGGUAUGAGCGAAACAUUCUUCUCGCCAAGCGAAGCAAAGGCAAACCCAUCAACUGCCGCAAAACUUGUGCAAGCGUACGACUGGGCUCCUACGAAUGAUGGCGGAACGUUCAUUCCAAAACCACAGAAUGACUGGGCUGCUAACAGUGGUGCUGGUGCUAUCAUCAGCAGCGUUGCCGACUACGCCCGUUGGAUACGGGAGUUGAUUGAAAAAACGGGGCCGCUGAAAGGACAUGACAGCUUGACAGAUCCGCGGACGAUAUAUUUCCAGAACGAUGAUUUGAAUUUGCCGGCUCCGUACCAUGGGUACGCGCUCGGAUGGGUCGUGGAUAACUACCGCGGUCAGCAUUUCUAUAGUCAUGCCGGUGGCUGGCCUGGCUAUGGCAACUGGGUGGGCUUCGUUCCCGAGAAGAAGUUUGGAUUUGUGGUUAUGGGCAAUUCCUCCUCGGCUCGAUAUGCUGCGUUCAGAUUGGCCACUUAUCUUUUGGAUAGGCGGCUUGGUCUGUCGGAUGAUCCGAAAUACGAGGAGCAGAUUGAUGCUUGUAUUGCAAGACAAACUGAGACAUGGGAGUCGAGUUUUAAACAUGAAGAUAUGGAGGACUCGAAGAAACGGUUGUUCUCUUCUUUGCCUGAUCCUGUGAUUCCAUGUGCAGUGCAUAUGUCCGGAUAUGCUGGAACAUACAGACACCCCAUGGGUGUGAAUUUUACCAUCCAAAUAAGCAAUGGUGAACUCACUGCUGACCUGCGAGAUCGAGUCAUUCCGUGUGAACUUUCUCUUGUUCAUGCAAGCGGGGAACAUUUCGUGGGUAGCAUCCAUAGUUCAGGACUUAAUCUGUUGCUGCCCUUCCCAGUGGAAUUUUAUAUUGAUGCUAUGGGGGUGGUGAAAAGAGUUGGACUUUUUUGGAACCUGCUCUGA
Molecule: messenger RNA, 1527 nt
Organism: Penicillium concentricum
Lineage: Eukaryota; Fungi; Ascomycota; Eurotiomycetes; Eurotiales; Aspergillaceae
Product: Peptidase S12 Pab87-related C-terminal
Exons: 2
Coding region: 1-1527 (508 amino acids)
Source: RefSeq, a predicted model, not a curated record